AUGUCGUUUGAUAUCACUUUUCUAGGAUCAUCAGGCGGAUGUUUGGACGGCACUACAUGCGCCGUAUUGGUCAAGCCUCAUCUGAUAACCUACAAAGAAAUAAUUACCCAACAACGGUUCGACGAUAUAAUUUGUGUCGACGCUGGCAGUGGACUUAACAUGUUGGGACACAUAAUACAUCAUGAAAUUGCCCAUAAUUCUCCAUACCAGAGUGGUCUAGACCUCUACAAUGACCUGCUUCCGGUGCAAAAAUACAUCAAACCCGAAAUUAUUACCCCGUUCAGCACCCUCAAUGCGUCGGAAUCCCCUCUCAAGCACGCAUUUGGAAUUUUCCAUCGGGUCUCGGCAUACUUAAUCUCGCAUCCGCAUCUCGAUCACAUUGCUUCCUUAGCCAUCAAUUCGCCGGCGUUUUCUAAUAAUAGCUCACGCCAAGUAUACGGGGCGCUGCACACCCUCUCGGCGCUCCAGGACCAUGUUUUUAAUGGUGUCAUAUGGCCAAACAUGCCCAAGUUCAAUGUGGUCAAACUUCACAGCCAGAAGUAUUGGAAACCGUUUUCCAUAGCCAACGGUAAUUUCACCGUCAACAUGUUCGACAUCAGCCAUGGAAAACUCAUAAAACUGAACAAUGUGAGCAAUCUGGACAAGCUCGUGCCGUUAAAGGAGUCCGAUAUCGACGGAAACCUCGAUAUAAAACACUACAUUUCCUCGGCGUUCUUGAUCACAAUUCCGUCUACCAACGCAAGUCUCUUGGUGUUCGGCGACUUUGAGUCCGAUUCCAUAUCGCUCUUGAACAAGAACCUCACUAUCUGGCGCCAUAUAGCUCCGCUCAUUGUUUCCCAUCAACUAAAAGGAAUAAUUUUAGAGUGUUCAUCGUCAGGAGAUUGUGAUCCCGACGAACUUUACGGUCAUUUGAUGCCUUGUCACUUGAUAGCAGAGCUCGAAAAGUUACGAGCUGAGUGUCUCAGUAUUGAUCCGUCGCUGGAAUCACCAUUGAGCGGUUUCCAUAUCGUGGUGACCCAUGUCAAAGACGUGGGAUAUGUCGACCCUCGACGCCGAAUUCUCAACGAACUCGAACAACUCUCCCAACAAGCCCAGUUGGGCAUUCAAUUCUCGGUGGCUAUUUCCGGUGUAUCCAUUGUAUUAUAG
Messenger RNA from Meyerozyma guilliermondii ATCC 6260, 1146 nucleotides. RefSeq names its product 3',5'-cyclic-nucleotide phosphodiesterase PDE1 (gene PDE1). The record is from RefSeq and is a predicted model, not a curated record. Bases 1 to 1146 code for a protein of 381 amino acids. Gene Ontology annotation, biological process: negative regulation of glucose mediated signaling pathway; cGMP catabolic process; cAMP catabolic process. The transcript has a single exon. Gene Ontology annotation, molecular function: 3',5'-cyclic-AMP phosphodiesterase activity; 3',5'-cyclic-GMP phosphodiesterase activity. Lineage: Eukaryota; Fungi; Ascomycota; Pichiomycetes; Serinales; Debaryomycetaceae.